CGAGCUGCCCAUUCUCCCGCGGCUGCGCUUCCGGCUUAAACCCUAGCUCUAUGGCCGCCGCCGCCGCCGCCUCCUCCAUGGCGAAGCGCAAGCAACGCAAGGCGGCGACGGAGCAGGAGGUAGAGAACCACGACGAGGCCACUGUCGCCGCGGAGGCGGGGCCCGAGAAUGACGGGCACACGGCGCACGCCGCCGAAGAGGCUGCGGCCGCUGAGGAGGGUGUCGAGCGCGAAGGAGGAGGCGAGGGCGGCGCGGAGGGGGAGGAGGGCCCGGACGCUGCAGCCAGGGGAGGUGAGGAGGGCAAGGAAGAGGAGGAGAGGGAGGUGAGCUUUGACGAGCUUGGCUUGGACGAGCAACUGAAGAGGGCUUUGAGGAAGAAGGGCUUGGACAAGGCCACCCCGAUCCAGAGAGAGGCCAUCCCGCUCAUCCUGGAAGGGAAGGAUGUGGUCGCUAAGGCCAAGACUGGCUCCGGAAAGACCUUUGCUUACCUUCUCCCUAUGCUGCAUGAGCUAUUGAAGUUGUCUGCAGAAGGGCGUAUCCGAAAAUCUGCUCCAAAUGUUUUCAUCCUUGUGCCAACUCGCGAGUUAUGCCAGCAGGUUCAUAAUGAGGCAUCAUCUCUCCUUGAAUUCUGUACAUCCAAAUUGAAGGUUGUGCAAGUGAAUGCGAGCAUGUCAGACAAAGAUAUUAAAGUUGCAUUGUCUGGCCCCCCUAAUAUACUUGUUACAACUCCUGCUUGUGUUGCAUCAUGCAUAUCAAAGGGCAUUAUCCGUGGAUCAUCUAUCAAAGAAUCACUAUCAAUGAUGAUUCUAGACGAGGCUGACCUCCUCCUAUCCUAUCGUUGUGAAGAUGACAUAAAAGCUCUCGUUCCACAUAUCCCAAGAAGCUGCCAGUCCAUCCUGAUGUCUGCAACGUCAAGCGCUGAUAUUGAGAAACUGACUAAGCUACUUCUGCACAACCCUUUUAUUCUGACCCUUACGGAGGUUGGUCAUGCGAAGGAUGAUUUGAUCCCAAAAAAUGUGCAGCAGUUUUGGAUAUCAUGUGAUGCUAAGGAUAAGAUGCUUUAUAUCCUUGUACUCCUGAAGUUGGAGCUUAUUCAGAAGAAAGUUCUCAUAUUUGUAAACUCAAUUGACUCGGCAUUCAAAUUAAGGCUGUUUCUGGAGAAGUUUGGGAUAAGAUCUUCAGUGCUAAAUGCUGAAUUACCACAAAAUUCACGCCUCCAUAUCAUUCAGGCAUUCAAUGCUAGGCUAUUUGAUUAUCUGAUAGCAACGGAUGACAAUAAGUCUAAAGAGGAGAGGCAAGCCAAUAAGGGAAACAAAAAGGAUUCUAGGGUGUCACGCAAGCAGUUGCAGCAAACUUUAGAUGCUGAAUUCGGUGUUGUCAGAGGAAUUGACUUCAAAAAUGUAUUCACGGUAGUUAAUUAUGACAUGCCUCCAGAUCCUGCUGGGUAUGUUCACAGAGUAGGAAGGACAGGGAGAGCAAAUAAAACUGGUGCAUCCAUAUCGCUUGUUUCACCAAAGGAGAAUGGCAUUUUUGAAGAUAUUGAAAAUAUGUUGAAAGAUGUUGAAAAUAGAGACACCAGUUGCAUUUCACCUUUCCCAUUACUUACAAAAAAUGCCGUUGAGUCUUUACGCUAUAGAGCUCAGGAUGUUGCCAGGAGUGUGACAACCCGUGAUAUAAAAGAAGCACGUCGCCAAGACAUAAAGAAUGAAAUCCUCAACUCUGAGAAGUUGAAGGCUCAUUUUGAUGAGAAUCCGAGAGACCUUGAUUUGCUCAAACAUGAUAAGUUAUUGAGCAACAAGGAAAUCCCUGCACACCUACGUGAUGUCCCUGAGUACCUUAUUGAUCCCACAACAAAAGAAGCAAGCAAUGUAGUCAAACUUUCAAGGGCUGCUAUGGAUAUCGAUAAGCCACGGAGGAGGAAAAGAAUGGGAUUCAAGGGAGGAUCUGGCAGAAGUAGUGAUCCCCUUAAGACUUUCUCUGCUGAGGGGAAAUCACGGAGGCGAGGGAGGAAGGAAAGAGACGGAGAACAGGAUAGAAGAAAGAGGAAGAAGGUGGAAAGCUAAUCUUUUGUGAAGCGUUCACUGCCAAGUGCGCACAGUUUUGUAGGUUUCUGGUAUCUCGUCCUGUAACUUUGUAGCAUCUCCAGAUAUAGGGGGAUAACAAUGUCAAGCUUUACUGAAUGCUGCGUGUGCUAUGCUAUGCACACCAUUAUAUAGACAGACGAGUAGAGAGUUUGUUUAGUUUCAGUUCUUCUAGAGGACGUGCAUAUUGCCAUUCCUCUAUUUAUUCGAGGAAUAUCAGCAGAAAACUAUGUUUCAAGAUUUUUGUUGUAUAAAAAAUUGCAUAAAAAGGUGAUGUUUUCAGGUUAA
Messenger RNA from Oryza sativa Japonica Group (Japanese rice), 2369 nucleotides. Lineage: Eukaryota; Viridiplantae; Streptophyta; Magnoliopsida; Poales; Poaceae. The record is from RefSeq and is a predicted model, not a curated record.